AUGCUAGACGACCACAUAUUACGGAAACAUCCAAAGUGCAUAAGCGAAGUCACUCGUAAGAUACACGAAUGCUCUAAAUGUUCGUAUAAAACCACGAUAAAAAUCAAUAUCGAAAGGCAUAUCAUGCUGACACAUCCUGGCUUGAAAUCGAACUUCAAGUUUAGCAGUUGUCCACAUUGCAACGCUACCUUUAAAAGGAAACAAUCCGUAGACUCGCAUAUAAUAAGAAAGCACCCACAAUUUAUAUCCUCCAUUAAAAGAAAAAUCUUCGAAUGUUCACAUUGCACAUAUAAAACUAUCCUGAAGCCGGAACUAGACAAACAUGUGCUGUUACAUCCAGGCGCUUCCUCCGUACAACUGAGCGUAUGCGUCCAUUGCAACGCGUCAUUCAGGUUCAAAGACGUUUUGGAUAAUCACAUAUUAAAACACCAUCCCGAGUUUAUAGAGACGAUAACAAGGAAGAUACACACUUGUCCGAUUUGCCUGUACAAAACCGUUCACAAGACCGCUUUGGAUAGACACAUGUUGGUACAUCCGGGAGCUUCUACGAACAUCCAGCUGAGCACUUGUCCGCAUUGCGAUGCUACAUUCAAAAAGAAACAGUCCGUGGAUGAUCACAUUUUGAGAAAGCAUCCCGAAUUUAUUGACACCGUGACCUCGACAAUCUAUCAAUGCACCACUUGCAGUUACAAGACCGUCGGCAAGUGCGAUUUGGAGAAACAUCUGACCAAACACCUUGACAUUGAAUUGAAGUUGAGCAAUAAAUGCAUGCAUUGUGACGGGAAAUUUAGAGAGAUCAAGUUCCUCGACGAUCAUAUUAUUACCGACCAUCCCGAUCAGGUAGCGUCAAUAACCAGCAAAACGCAUGAAUGUACCGAAUGCUCGUUCAAAAGUACCGUAAAGGGUCGCUUAGACAAACAUUAUCGGACGCUGCACCCUGAGGCGACUUUCGGGUACAGAAUCAGUACUUGCGUGCAUUGUGGCGCGACUUUCAAAAAAGAUCAAGCUCUCGAUGAUCAUAUCAUCAGAAAACAUCCGGAUUUCAUCUCGACCAUCCCAAGGAAAAUACUCGAGUGUCCGAUUUGUUCGUAUAAAACUGUCGGCAAGGCUGGGUAUGAAAGACAUCUAACGGUACAUCCCGGAGCGAGUACCGUUCAACUGAUACCGUGCGUUCAUUGUAACGAGGAGUUUAAAACCAAACAGACGUUGGACAACCACAUAAUAAAAAAACAUCCGGAGCAUAUCGGAUCGGUUAGAAGGAAAAUACGUCAAUGUACUCGUGCGGGACUGAGAAAAUACUGGGCAAAAGGAGUAGGCGUUGGAGAUACGGAAGCAGAUAAGGGAGAAUCAUUCAUAUGCUAUAAUUGCGGCUAUACAGCUUAUAACAAACAUACUUUAAUCAAACACAUCAAAGUUGGCAAUUGUAAUUCGAUCACAGACGUUAAAAAACCUUCAAUCACGUAUACCAGAGCUCAUCCAGCCAAUCUGUACGUUUGUAAACAAUGUAGUAAAGAAUUCAAUAAGAAAACCAAUUUAGACUAUCAUAUAGUCAAAGAACAUCCGGAGAUCAUCGCGACGCUGUCUUGCAAAAUAUACGAAUGUCCUGUUUGCCAUUACAAAACUGCCUGGAAGGGCAACUUCGAUAGACAUAUGUUAAUACAUCCCGAUCCUUCUGCCUCCGACAGCGGCACCCAUACUUGUGCAGAGUGCACAUUCAAAACAAGCAACGUAAGUGUUUUGCGCAAGCAUAUGCUAAAAAAGCAUCCUCGUUCGCAGUCUAGAUACAAGAUAGGCAGCAAGUGUAUGUAUUGCAAUUCUGUAUUUCUGAAUAAGAUAAAUCUAGAUGGUCAUAUAAUGAAUAAACACCCGGAGCAUAUAAACGCAGUUACUUGCAAGAUACAUGAAUGUCCGGUCGCAACUUGCGAUUAUAAAACGACAAAAAAGAGCAACGUUGACCGACAUAUGUCGAAACAUCCGGAAGUCUCGAAUUACAAAUACAGUUUGUGCCAGCAUUGCAGCGCGACUUUUAUAGAAAAAAAGACGUUGGACGAUCAUAUGAUAAAAAAGCACCCAGAGUUCGACAAAUCCGUUAAUCGAAGUAUAUUCGAAUGUCCAAAGUGUCCGUACAAAACUGUCUUAAAAAGCAGGUUUGAUAGGCAUCUGAUGGUGCAUCCUGGCGCAGCCCUUAAGUUGAUUCUCAACGCAUGUAAACAUUGUGACGCGACCUUCAAAAUGAAGAAGGGGUUAGACGAUCACAUAGUGAGAAAACAUCCAGAAUUCAUGGCAACGGUGACAAGAAAGGUACAUCAGUGUCCGUACUGUCCGUAUAGAACUAUCGAAAAGACGGGGCUAGAUAAACAUUUGAUUAAGCAUCCUGACGCUGUUUCUAGUAUAAAGCUGAGUACAUGUGAACAUUGCCACAUGUCUUUCAAACGAAAACCAACUCUAGACGAUCACAUAGUAAAAAUCCAUCCAAAUUUUAUUUCGUCGGUUACCCGGAGAAUAUAUGAAUGCCCGUAUUGUCCAUAUAAAGCCACCAGGCCUGUGGAUGUCAAAAGACACCAAAAAAUUCAUCUUGAUGCGACCAAAUCUCAAUGACCUGUUUCAAAAGAAAUUACUGUAGACACGAUGUUUGGAUAACGAAUUCGACGACGCUGCAGCUCGACAGUAAGGCCAUUGCCUGUAAAGUAGGGUAAAUCGUACCGG
Acanthoscelides obtectus is the source of this 2706-nucleotide messenger RNA. NCBI's taxonomy places the organism in Eukaryota, Metazoa, Arthropoda, Insecta, Coleoptera, Chrysomelidae. The record is from the annotation of a GenBank genome assembly.